AUGGGGAUUUAUCACUGUUGCCUGUGCAGUUCUGGUCUUUUUGGCAUCAGAGAUUCCAAGAAGACUUCGAUCUGCUGUUACAGUUCUUGCGGUGAGUACCUGGCGGCAGCAUUCAUGAACGGUGCUAUCGCCGUAUGGGAAGUGAAUACCAAACAGUGCCUCCAGAGGCUUUCGCACCCUAAAGAAACCGUAAUUAGUUGUUUGAUCUGGAACCCGUCUCUCAGCAGUGGCAGCGAUCUGCUCUUCUGUGACGUUCAAGGCUUCAUUGGCGGAUUUAAAAGCGUUGUGCGGUUUCCAGUAGUAGAGCCGAAACCAAAUGAGGUGCCGCUUUCUGCUGUAGCACCGACUGCAGUUAAGAGCAACGAUCAUGCAGAUAACAAGGAGAACGAUUAUGAUUCUGAUAUUGAGAUUUCAUGCUCUACCCGCAAAGCUGCGAAACAGAUCGUCGAUGACGAAGAUUCUCAAGAUUCGGACAUUGGUGCUAUCAAAAGAGCCUAUGAGACGAUAAUCAACCCUCCUGAAAAGAGUGAAACCGAUUUUUCCAAGGUACCGGCAGAAGUUAUCUACACAAAAGGAUGGGAGCCGACAGAGCCAAGAAAGCCUUUCAUGCCAGGAGCAAUGCCUGAACGAUUCUCAGAGCGUUAUUUGAUGUGGAACAGCAUCGGAAUCAUUAAGCUUUAUAACUCGGAAGAAGACAGCACCAUCGACGUAGAAUUUCAUGAUACGUCUUUUCAUCAUUCGCUGCAUUUCUCCAAUACUUUGACAGACUACUCGAUCGGUGACGUGUCAGCUGAAGCGGUUGCUUUUGCCUCCCGCUCUUCAAAGGAUUCUAGGAGUACCGUGAAUGUGAUAUACUUUUCAUCAUGGGAUUCGUCUCGAGAAUGGUCCAGUGAGCUGCCUGACGAUGAAAGCGUUGAGUGCUUAUGCCUUGGCCGCAACUGGUUGGCCGUCGUAACGGACAAACAGUUGGUUCGGCUAUUUCUCCUCUCUGGCACAGAGAUUUACCUGUUUGAGCACCCUGGAAACGUUUUGGCCGUCGCUGGCUGGAACGAGUUCCUAAUGGUAGCGUAUUCUACGGGCGUCAAUUACAGAGGAGAGGGCUUUACGCGAUGCGCGUUGUAUCAAGUAAGAACCACUGAUUGGACAGCAGAAUCACCAGUCAUAAAGAAGUUGCAUGAGUUCGACCUGGUCCUACGAGAAGCGCAUCAUCUCGUAUGGAUGGGGUUCACGAAAGAGGGAAGCCCAUCUACGGUGGAUUCUGAUGGCACUGUCCGAAUCUUGUCCAUGAGUUCGUUACUUUGGACACCCGUCUUAGUUCUAACGACUAAGCACGAAGAUGAUAAAAUGUGGGUAGUUGGAGUGAUUGAGAAACCGCCGCAGGUACGCGUCAUUCUGUGCAAAGCCAGUGAAUAUCCAAAAAUUGCUCCCCGACCCCCUGUUUUGUCGAUUCCUUGGAAAAUUCCGCUUUGCGAUGCUGAUACAGAAAGAUCUAACAACGAACAUGUACUAAUAUCUUCUAAGAUUGCCUCUGCCUCCUUGUCGAAUCGCUCCAAAAACGCAUCGAAUGUCGCUUCAUUGAACACCACCGAAAUAGAGUGCCUGCUGAAGCUGUUUGCAAUGGCCUGUAAAUCCGAAAGGCUGCACAGAGCGUAUGAUAUUGCUCAACUUGUUCCUUCGGCUGAAAUGUUGCAGCCUUUCAUUAAAUACGCAAGUCGGGUAGGACGCUUGGUAUUGGCGGAUAGAGUGACGGCGUUGGCAGAGUCUAAAGUUCGAAUGGAGGAAGAACGCCAAUUCGAGUCGAAUGCGGCUCGACUCACCAAGGCCGCUUCAGUACAGAGUAAUCAGUCGAAUUCAUUGCCUUCUGUUUCACAAAAGCCAUCGCAAGACGUGCCUUCGGCGGCCAAAACAAAUGGGCACAGCCAAAGGGGAUCAGUAAAUAACGGCGUUUCUUCGCCAGCUGAUCUGCCUUCGACUUCUACCAGUGGUCCGCCUCGAAAUCCGUUUAAGGUAACUCUACUUCUUUGAAA
Soboliphyme baturini is the source of this 2027-nucleotide messenger RNA. The record is from the annotation of a GenBank genome assembly. NCBI's taxonomy places the organism in Eukaryota, Metazoa, Nematoda, Enoplea, Dioctophymatida, Soboliphymatidae.